Molecule: messenger RNA, 1092 nt
Organism: Aspergillus luchuensis
Lineage: Eukaryota; Fungi; Ascomycota; Eurotiomycetes; Eurotiales; Aspergillaceae
Product: phosphoglycerate mutase family protein
Exons: 4
Coding region: 1-1092 (363 amino acids)
Source: RefSeq, a predicted model, not a curated record
AUGCCUCUAGACACAAUAUACCUCACCCGCCAUGGCCACCGCCUCAACUGGACAAUCGACUACAAAACCGGCACCUACCACGCCCAAUUCCCUACUCCAACCGGUAACCCAGCAGACCCAACCCUAACAUCUCACGGCGUGCGCCAAUCCCACGAACUGGCCGCCCAUUUCACCAGCGACAACAUAUCCCCCAAGCCGUUUCGCAUCUACAGCAGUCCAUUCUACCGAUGUCUGCAGACAAUCCAACCCACUGUCGAAGCAUUGAAACAGCAGCAGCAGACAUCCACCUCCUCCCCGGAUCAUAUCAACGAACCCCCCGCAAUCGACACCCACGCCGACCUAACCGUCCGCACUGAACCCGGCCUGGGAGAAUGGUUCGGCCCUACAACCUUCUUCCACCACCCAACCCCCGCACCGGCCUCAGUCCUAUCCACCCACUUCCCUACCAUCCUUCUCCCAUCCCAACAUGAACAUGUACAUGAACACGGACAUACCUACAACCCAAUCCUCCACCCCUCCACCCGCGGCGAAACCAUUGCCCAACUCCACGACCGCGUCGCAACUACCCUCUCAGCCCUGAUCACCUCCGUCGACGAGGAAAUAUCCACUAUCGAGAAAUCACUCCCUCCUGCCCAACGGACCAGCAAAGCAAUUCUGAUCUGCUCGCAUGCUGCCCCGCUGAUCGCUAUGGGACGGGCCUUGACGGGGAUAAUGCCGGGGGAUUCUUCGGUUGAGGAUUUUAAGGUGUAUACGGCCGGGGUAAGUACCUUCGUCAGGAGGAGAGGAGGGGAGGGGGAGGGUGUUAGGGAUGAUGGAGAAGGGGAAGAUGGUGGUGAGCUUGCGCCGGGAACGGAGGUACUACUAGAUGGAGGGGUGAAGGUUCCUGAUUGGAAGGGGGGCAAGGGAGUUGCUGGGGGGUGGGAGUGUGUGAGGAAUGGGGAUUGUGGGUUUUUGAGUGGUGGGGCGGAGAGGGGAUGGCACUUCGAUGGUGAUGAGUCGUUUGAUACGGGUCCUAUGGCUGGUCCGUCGGCUACCCCGACUUCUAGUGUGGAGUCGUCGGUUGAGACUGAUUUGGGGGGGAGUAAGUUAUAG